CGUUGCUGCUGCUGGGCGGAUACGGGACACGCGUAAGUUGGAGCAAGCAGCGUGUUGCCACCACCCUCGGGAGCUGCAGGCCUCCGGGGCCUUUGUGGAGGAGUUGGAGCGAUGCUGCUCUUCUGCCCGGGCUGCGGGAACGGGCUGAUCGUGGAGGAGGGACAGCGCUGCCAUCGCUUCGCCUGCAACACUUGUCCCUACGUGCACAACAUCACCCGCAAGGUAACAAACCGGAAGUAUCCAAAGCUGAAAGAAGUGGAUGAUGUGCUUGGGGGAGCAGCUGCUUGGGAGAAUGUUGACUCUACUGCAGAGCCGUGUCCCAAAUGCGAACAUCCUCGUGCUUACUUCAUGCAGCUUCAGACCCGCUCUGCAGAUGAACCCAUGACCACCUUCUACAAGUGCUGCAAUGCUCAGUGUGGACACCGCUGGAGGGACUAGAGCUGGUUCAGCUGCUUCAGUGUCUCCUCAUCUUGUCCCCAAUGGGGAUUUCAGUAGGGAUUGUGUGUCCAGAGGGUCUUUGUUGUUGUAGUGGGAAGCUAACCUUUUUGAGGAUGGAAGGCUAAGAUGUCAGAAAAUAUAGUCCAUCUGCUAGUCUAUGACUGAAGUAAUUAAUGUCCAGGGAGUUUGUGUGCAUGGGAGGAGUGCCAUAAGGAAGUGCAUUUGGUUUAAGUUUUGUGCGUUCAUUGCUUGCUUAUUGGUCAGUUGACACUUCCUGACCAUUAUGCAGCCCUCUGUAAUGUCUGUACAACUUAGUACAUUAAAUGUAUGAUGUUUAACUGCUAUGUAAGCUUACUUAAUUUAUUCUGAAUAUUUCAUAAAAAUGA
Messenger RNA from Castor canadensis (American beaver), 824 nucleotides. It is a transcript of the gene Polr3k, whose product is annotated as RNA polymerase III subunit K. The record is from RefSeq and is a predicted model, not a curated record. NCBI's taxonomy places the organism in Eukaryota, Metazoa, Chordata, Mammalia, Rodentia, Castoridae. Gene Ontology annotation, cellular component: RNA polymerase III complex. Gene Ontology annotation, molecular function: nucleic acid binding; zinc ion binding. Gene Ontology annotation, biological process: DNA-templated transcription; termination of RNA polymerase III transcription.